CUGCGUGCGCGUGUGUCUGAAGGUGAAGUAGGUCCGAGUGUGUGUGAGACGUAGUCCUGUCCCUCAGUCCAAAAUGUCAUCCAGUGGACUUUUAACAAUGCACACUCAAAUCUGUAAACGUAUGGCUCACAAGUACCUUUCAAGAGCCUACAGUUCUCGGCCCUUGCUCAAUGAAGUUGUCAUUGUCAGUGCUGUCCGCACUCCAAUGGGCUCCUUCAAAGGCAGCCUGGCAGCAGUACCAGCCACCAAACUGGGCUCCAUUGCCAUCAAAGGAGCCAUAGUUAAAGCAGGCAUUGCUCCUGAGGAGGUGAAGGAGGUCUACAUGGGCAACGUGCUUCAGGCAGGAGAAGGACAGGCCCCCACAAGACAAGCCCUGCUUGCUGCAGGCUUGACCCAGGGCACUCCAGCAACAACUAUCAACAAAGUCUGUGCCUCUGGGAUGAAGUCCAUCAUGAUGGCAGCCCAGAGUCUAAUGUGUGGACAUCAGGAUGUGAUGGUGGCAGGAGGAAUGGAAAGCAUGUCAAACGUACCCUAUGUGAUGGCCAGAGAAACGCCAGCCUACGGAGGAGUGCGAUUGGAAGACCUCAUUGUUAAAGAUGGACUCACUGACGUCUACAACAAAUUCCACAUGGGGAACUGCGCAGAAAACACAGCCAAAAACUACAACAUCACCAGGGAGGAACAAGAUGCCUACGCCAUCGGCUCCUACAGCCGCAGCAAAGCGGCGUUUGAAUCGGGACUGCUCGCCAAAGAAAUUGUAUCCGUCAGCAUUCCCCAGAGAGGUAAACCUGAUGUGGUCGUCUCUGAGGAUGAGGAGUGGAGGAGGGUUGACUUCAGCAAAGUCCCCAAACUAAAGGCAGUGUUCCAGAAAGAGAACGGCACAGUGACGGCAGCCAACGCGAGCACGUUGAAUGACGGAGCCGCUGCUCUCGUUUUGAUGACGGCGGAUGCUGCAAAGAGGCUUAAUGUCACUCCACUGGCAAGGAUCAUUGCCUUUGCAGAUGCUGCAGUUGCACCCAUUGAUUUCCCAAUCGCUCCUGCAUAUGCUGUACCAAAGGUGCUGGACGCAGCAGGGCUGAAGAAGGACGAUAUCGCCAUGUGGGAGAUCAACGAGGCCUUCAGUGUUGUCGUGCUGGCCAACAUCAAAAUGUUGGACAUUGACCCAGCAAAAGUCAAUGUCAACGGUGGAGCUGUGUCCCUGGGACAUCCAAUCGGGAUGUCUGGGGCGAGAAUUGUUGGUCACAUGGUGCACAAUCUGACAUCGUGUCAGUACGGUCUAGCAGGCAUCUGCAACGGUGGCGGUGGAGCUUCAUCUAUCAUCAUCCAGAAAUUGUAGGAAACUUGAGACCUUUCUGUCCCCGUUACAUAUGUGAACUAGUGUUUGUUGAUCUUGCAGUUCCAACAGCUAAGACACAUGUAAGCUCCCUUUUACUACUAAAUUUGUUACAGCAAACAUCACUCCAAUGUUAAAGACUCCUUUUGUUUGUCAACACGACAUGUGGAAAAAGAUUUAUUAAUAUUUAAGUCUGUAUUGAAAUGGUUGAAUAAAUACUGUUAUUUUCAUGAAA
Molecule: messenger RNA, 1568 nt
Organism: Solea senegalensis (Senegalese sole)
Lineage: Eukaryota; Metazoa; Chordata; Actinopteri; Pleuronectiformes; Soleidae
Gene: acat1
Product: acetyl-CoA acetyltransferase 1
Exons: 12
Coding region: 74-1336 (420 amino acids)
Biological process (GO): fatty acid beta-oxidation
Molecular function (GO): acetyl-CoA C-acetyltransferase activity
Source: RefSeq, a predicted model, not a curated record